This is a messenger RNA of Anolis sagrei ordinatus, 1063 nucleotides long. RefSeq names its product leucine-rich repeat-containing protein 3-like. Gene Ontology annotation, molecular function: potassium channel activator activity; voltage-gated potassium channel activity; transmembrane transporter binding. The record is from RefSeq and is a predicted model, not a curated record. Gene Ontology annotation, cellular component: voltage-gated potassium channel complex. NCBI's taxonomy places the organism in Eukaryota, Metazoa, Chordata, Lepidosauria, Squamata, Anolidae.
GUGUGUGUCCGUACUGCUCACUCUCUGAUGAAAAGCAGAGUCUAGAAUAAGAGAGACACUAGAUGGGAGGAUAGAAACAGGCUGGCACUGUAUGAAGGAAACCAGAUCAAAGCUGCAGCAACAGUCCCUUGAGCUGCUUUGCUUUCUGCAACCAGGAAUAUUGACCCAGGAGAGCACUGUUCAUACAGAAGAGAAGAGCUAUGCAGAGAUGCCAGCUUUGUCCACCCUCCUGCUCCUGAUUCUUGCCUUUCAAGGCACUCUUCCGUGCCCCGAAAGCUGCGACUGUCCGCCAGAGAGUGGCGUGGUGUGGUGUAACCAAAAGGACCUGGUGAUGAUCCCCCUUGAUGUCCCUCGCGACACACGUGUUCUUUAUCUCAACUCAAACUGGAUCACCCAUAUACCAAACGGAGCCUUCCAUGGCCUGAAACAGCUCCGUGAACUUCACCUCGCAGACAAUCUCAUCCAGACCAUUGCUCCAGCAGCCUUUCGGGGUCUAAGUGGGGGACUCAGGCUGCUGGACCUAUCGGGCAACCAGUUGCAGAGGAUGGAGGUGACUCCCUUCAUCAUGCUGACAUGGGUUCGACUGGAGCUUUAUGACAACCCCUGGCACUGUGACUGCCCCUUGCAGGAACUGAUGAGGUCUCUUCCCUUGGACCCUGAAACAGUGGAGGACAUUGUGUGUGCCACUGCCACUUGGGAGGAGUACACAGGCCAGGCCCUGGCCCAUUUGCUCAACUCGGGUGUCAACUUCUGCCUGAGCCAGCAGAGGAACACCGACUUGGCUAUGCUGCUGACUAUGUUCUGUUGGUUCACUGUAGUAAUCUCUUACGUCAUCUACUAUGUCCGACGUAACCAAGCAGAGUCACGCCGUCACUUGGAGUAUCUGAAGUCCCUGCCCCUGCCUAGCAAGCAGUCAAGCCCUGAGGAUGAGGAGGAGGAGGAAGACGACACUCUCAGUACCAUCCUAUGAGGACUGGAGUUGUCUAAGGUGGAGUUACAAAACAAAUUCACAUUUGAGGUGGGAAUUGCAUGAUACAUAUAAACCAUUUCAAAACAUCAUAAA